AGUUCUUCAAAUUUUUUAUUUCUCUCUUUUUGUUUUCAAAUAUUUUCUUGGUGUAAAUCAUUUAAUUACUUAAUUUUAUUGAUUUAAAUUAUCAAUUAAAUUGACGACAACUUAUUUUAUUGAAACAAUGGCCACCACAUAUGUGAAAGAUGAUGCAGGUAACUCUUUCAUUGCAGCUUCUCAAAGACCCGACGGAUCAUGGCGAAAACCUAGAAGAGUCAAGGAUGGUUUUGUUCCCCAAGAAGAGGUUCCCCUUUAUGAAUCGAAGGGAAAAAAAUUUGCAAAAGAUCGAGAAACUGUUCUACCUCCUGGCUUAGAUCCUGAGCUUUGGGAAAAAAUGAAGGCCAGUCAAGAAAAGAUGGCAAAGAAGAAAACUCAAGACUUAAAUAAACCUACGAAAAGCAACAAUGUUACCAACAACAACAACAAUAAUAAUAAUAAUAAGGGAAACAAUAAUAACAAAAAUAAAGGAAACGAUGGAAAUAAAAAUAAUGGUAAACCAAACAAGGGUGGUAAAAACACUGGUACAACUGUCGCUGGUAAAUCAUCUAAUAAUCAUGCCGUUGAUCAAACAAUCGAUUCAAAUAUACCUUUAUCUAUACACACAACGCCUAUGUUAAUCCCUGGAAUUAGUGGAGAAGAUGAAGAAUGGGUAACAGUUACAUCAAAGAAUAAAAAGAAAAAGGCAAAAAGUGCGGAAGAAGCUGCCAAAGCUCUUGCUGGUGGAAAAGAUUCGACCGCUGCUCCGGUCAAUGUUAUUAAGAUACAAAAUUCAGUUCGAAUUGUAGAAACCGAUAAAGGAAUUAAGGUUACCAAUGAAGCUGGUCAACCCUUGACGACGGAUCCAGCGAAGAAGCUGAGAAAUUUGAAGAAAAAACUUAAAGACAUCGAGAAACUGAAAGGAAUGGACCCACAAAAAUUGGAAAAAGAACAAAAAGACAAAAUCAAGACUGAAGCCGAAGUUAAAGCAAUGAUUCGUCAAUUGGAGAUUAACCUCAAUAUUUGAGAAUAUUUUGAGAGAAAACUGAUUAGUCCAAUUCCUGAUGAAGUUAAGCAACUCAAUUUUUCGCCUCUAAAUCAACCAACAAUAACUUAAUUGACCUUACCAACAAUCUAACAUUACCCUCCAAUGGAAAACCCAAAUUUGGAUGACUUUUUUUUCUUUCCACUUUGUCUCUCUCUCUCUCUCUCUCUCUCUCUCUCUCUCUCUCUCUCUCUCUCUCUCUCUCUCUCUCUCUCUCUCUCUGUCCUCAUUUUUUGUCGAUUCAUAAAAAAAUACCAAGUGGACUUUAAUUAGUCUACAAUUAGCCUGUUUCUAGCAAUAAUAACUUUUUUUCUUUAACUCUUUUUCCCUAUCCUUGUAAAACGAUGCAAGAUUCUGGUUUACCAACAUUUAGAAGAUCUUGAUUGUCUUAAAUUGUAAUACUGAUUCUAACAAGGUUUAUUCAAUCAUGAAAAAUGAUGGGACCUUUUUUAUAAAUCAACUCUACUCUUGCAAACAAUUAAUCCCUUUCCCAUAAUCUUCCCUUUCUCCAUCUCUCUCUCUCUCUUCUCAAAUAUACAACUUUUGUGUAUAUAAAUUAAUUGAUUCUUGAAUUAGUUGUUUAAAUUGGAUCAAUCAACCCAUUCAUCUCUAUGAAAACCUUUCUCUGCCUUCUAUCAAUAAUUAAAUUAAAUUUGUAAUAAUCACAAUCUAAACAAUUGAGGUGAUAUCAAAAUCUCGACUCUUAGACUAACCAAUUAAGCUCAAUGUUACCCAGGCUUCCAGGCAACUAAUCAAUAUUAUUCAUCAUCAUACCAACAAUUAACAAUUAAUCUUGUGUAUCAUUAAGAUGUGACAAACAAUUAAUGGAAUUUUUUUGAUUAAAAUGAAAGGAGAAAUCAAAUGAAAGGGAAACUAAU
This is a messenger RNA of Panonychus citri (citrus red mite), 1902 nucleotides long. RefSeq names its product partner of Y14 and mago-like (gene Pym). Bases 128 to 1006 code for a protein of 292 amino acids. Gene Ontology annotation, biological process: exon-exon junction complex disassembly. Gene Ontology annotation, molecular function: RNA binding. The record is from RefSeq and is a predicted model, not a curated record. Gene Ontology annotation, cellular component: exon-exon junction complex; cytoplasm. NCBI's taxonomy places the organism in Eukaryota, Metazoa, Arthropoda, Arachnida, Trombidiformes, Tetranychidae. The transcript has 2 exons.